Molecule: messenger RNA, 1182 nt
Organism: Nakaseomyces glabratus
Lineage: Eukaryota; Fungi; Ascomycota; Saccharomycetes; Saccharomycetales; Saccharomycetaceae
Gene: OLA1
Product: Obg-like ATPase
Cellular component (GO): cytoplasm
Molecular function (GO): ATP hydrolysis activity; GTP binding; ATP binding
Source: RefSeq, a predicted model, not a curated record
AUGCCACCAAAGAAGCAAGUCGAAGAAAAGAAGGUCCUGUUGGGUCGUCCAGGUAACAACUUGAAGGCCGGUAUUGUUGGUCUAGCCAAUGUUGGUAAGUCCACUUUCUUCCAAGCCAUCACCAGAUCUCCAUUGGGUAACCCAGCUAACUAUCCGUUUGCUACCAUUGACCCUGAAGAAGCCCGUGUUAUUGUCCCAUCUCCAAGAUUCGAUGAAUUGGUCAACAUCUACAAGCCAGCUUCUGAAGUUCCAGCCCAUUUGACUGUCUACGAUAUUGCUGGUUUGACCAAGGGUGCCUCUGCUGGUGAAGGUCUAGGUAACGCUUUCUUGUCUCACAUCAGAGCUGUCGACUCCAUCUACCAAGUUGUCCGUUGUUUCGAUGAUGCCGAGAUUAUCCACAUUGAAGGUGACGUUGAUCCAGUUCGUGACUUGGAAAUUAUCUCCACUGAAUUGAGAUUGAAGGAUAUUGAAUUCUCUCAAAAGGCUCUAGAGGCUGCUGAGAAGAUUGCCAAGAGAGGUGGUCAAUCCUUGGAAGUUAAGCAAAAGAAGGAAGAAAUGGCCUUGAUUGAAAGAAUCAUCAAGCUUCUAGAAGAUGGCCAAAGAGUAUACAACCAAACAUGGACUCCAAAGGAAGUCGAAGUUAUCAACUCUCUGUACUUGUUGACCGCCAAGCCAACUAUCUAUCUGAUUAACUUGUCCGAGAGAGACUACAUAAGAAAGAAGAACAAGCACUUGCUAAGAAUUAAGGAAUGGGUUGACAAGUACUCUCCAGGUGAUUUGAUCAUUCCUUUCAGUGUCUCUCUAGAAGAAAAACUAUCUCACAUGUCCAUAGAGGAAGGUGAAGAAGAACUAAAACAACUGGGCACUACAUCUGCUCUUCCAAAGAUUAUCACCACCAUGAGACAAAAGUUGGACUUGAUCUCUUUCUUCACUUGUGGUCCAGAUGAAGUUCGUGAAUGGACUAUCAGAAACGGUACUAAGGCCCCACAAGCCGCUGGUGUUAUCCAUAACGAUUUGAUGAACACCUUUAUCUUAGCUCAAGUUAUGAAAUACAGUGAUGUUAUUGAAUACAAGGAUGACAAUGCUAUCAAGGCUGCCGGUAAAUUACUACAAAAGGGUAAGGACUACGUUGUAGAAGACGGUGACGUCAUUUACUUCAGAGCCGGUGCUGGUAAGAACUAA